This is a messenger RNA of Aspergillus heteromorphus CBS 117.55, 1318 nucleotides long. Its product is annotated as porphobilinogen deaminase. Gene Ontology annotation, biological process: heme biosynthetic process. The record is from RefSeq and is a predicted model, not a curated record. Gene Ontology annotation, cellular component: cytoplasm. The annotation marks the transcript as partial. NCBI's taxonomy places the organism in Eukaryota, Fungi, Ascomycota, Eurotiomycetes, Eurotiales, Aspergillaceae. The transcript has 2 exons. Gene Ontology annotation, molecular function: hydroxymethylbilane synthase activity.
CCCCUUACCACGCCGACGUCGGAAGUCGUGUGACCAGCGCCCGAUCGGCGUAAAAUACGGAAUCCGGACUGCAGGCAGUUCAUUGCCGAUGAUCUGAUCCCGCGCUGCAUCUGGAAACUGGAAAGAUCCUCAGCUUUGCGGCAUUACUAUUGCGUGUUGCCAGUACUAUCUCCCUCCACCCCGUCUCUCGUUGUCUUUUUGAGGUAUUUUGAGACAUCUCAACGCAGACCUCAACCCAAAUCUCUUUCUCGAUCCCCCCCCAAUUCCUCCCCUCCGUCUCAUACAUACAACAAAGAUCGUCGCCAUGGCUGCUGCCCCGCCUUCCGUCUCUGACCCCUCCUCGCGCAAAACGUUCACUAUCGGCACGCGCAAGUCGAAGCUCGCCCUGCUUCAGACGGAUCUGGUCCAGGCGGCCCUCCAAGCCAGAUGGCCCGAGUACGAAUUCAAGAUCCACUCGCGGGAGACUGCAGGCGACCAGAACACCACCAUCGCUCUCCGUGACUUCACAACCAAGAACCUAUGGACCCAGGAACUGGAGGACCUUCUGAUUGCCGGCCAUGUCGACUUCAUUGUACACUCUCUGAAGGAUGUACCGACUCUUCUCCCCGACUCAUGCACGCUCGGCCCGAUGAUGGAUCGCGAGGAUACGAGAGACGUCCUGGUCAUUAAGAAGGGACUGCCCAACAUGAGUCUGGCUGAGCUGCCCGCCGGCUCCGUCGUGGGUACCUCCUCCAUCCGUCGUACCGCCCAGCUCGCUCGCCGGUACCCCCACCUGAAGGUCAUGGAUGUGCGCGGUAACAUCGGGACUCGUCUGUCGAAGCUGGAUGCUGAGGAUGGUCCUUUCACUUGUCUCAUUCUUGCAGCCGCUGGUCUGCUGAGACUGGACCUGGGCGAUCGUAUCUCCAGCUAUCUGGACUCGAAGAACGCGGGAAUGCUGUAUGCCGUCGGACAGGGCGCCCUGGGCAUCGAAAUCCGUAAGGAUGACCAGGCUGUGGUGGAUAUGUUGAAGAACAUUGGCAACAAGGAGACGACCUUUGCCUGCUUGGCGGAGCGGAGCCUCCUGCGUACGCUCGAGGGUGGUUGCAGUGCCCCGUUGGGUGUGGAGUCGGAGUGGAUUCAGGCUGCUGAUGGAUCGUCGAAGUUGAGGAUGCGGUCGGUUGUGGUCAGCGUGGAUGGUAGUGAGAGCGCGGAGGUUGAGGUUGAUGGGGCUGUGGACUCGAAUGAGUCUGCGGAGGAGUUCGGCGUUACGGUGGCCAAGGCGCUGGUUGAGAAGGGCGCAGGGAAGAUCCUGGAGGAGAUCCAGCGGAACAAGCAGACA